This is a messenger RNA of Meriones unguiculatus (Mongolian gerbil), 2947 nucleotides long. RefSeq names its product leucine zipper tumor suppressor 2 (gene Lzts2). The record is from RefSeq and is a predicted model, not a curated record. NCBI's taxonomy places the organism in Eukaryota, Metazoa, Chordata, Mammalia, Rodentia, Muridae. Gene Ontology annotation, biological process: negative regulation of canonical Wnt signaling pathway; cell division.
GCUGAAUAAGGCCACUUUCAGGGUUGGGAGACUAACGAGUAUUUUAAGAUUGCGACUGGAUGCGAAAGACCGCUGUGCACUUCCACAUGCAUCAAACACCAAGUCUUCUCUGAGGCGGCCUGAAGGAUUAUGGAAUGAAGGAAUAUGGAACCACGUGAUGAAUGAGACUGUGAUUGUGGCUGCCUGAGACGGAAUGUGGGAAAGGUCGUGUGGGUGUUAAGACUGUUUUCGAGAGGGUAAAAAUAUUUGUGACUCUGAUAAAGGCACUGGGAUGGCUGCUGCCGAGUCGGUGUUGCCCCGGAGGCCCCUGGCCAGGCCUGAGCCUCUGCCACCAUGGCCAUUGUGCACACUCUGCCAUUGCCACUGGAACCCGUACGUGAGACAGCCACUGCCCCACAAGCUCCAGCAAUGGGUAGUGUGAGCAGUCUUAUCUCAGGCCGGCCCUGUCCCGGGGGACCUGCCCCUCCACGCCACCAUGGUGCCCCUGGGCCCACCCUCUUCCGCCAGCAGGACGGGCUGCUGCGGGGUGGCUGCGAGGCACAGGAACCGCUCUGCCCAGCUGCGCCACCCAGGAAGGCUGUCCCGUGCGCCAGCUUUACCUAUGUCAAUGAGGACUUCCGGACAGAGUCACCGCCCAGCCCAAGCAGCGAUGCUGAAGAUCCCCGAGAUCAGCGGGCACACAAUGCCCACCUUCGUGGGCCCCCACCAAAGCUCGUCCCCGUCUCUGGAAAGCUGGAGAAGAACAUGGAGAAAAUCCUGAUCCGGCCAACAGCCUUCAAGCCAGUGCUACCCAAACCUCGGGGGGCACCACCCCUGCCUGGCUUCCUGGGUCCUCGAGCUGCGCUAUCUGGGAGCCAGGGCAGCCUGACACAGCUGUUUGGGGGGCCAGCCUCCUCCUCCUCUUCCUCCUCUUCCUCCUCUGCUGCUGACAAACCCUUGGCACUGAGUGGCUGGGCCAGUGGCUGCCCAUCGGGAACGCUGUCAGACUCUGGCCGAAAUUCUUUGUCCAGCUUGCCCACCUACAGCACCGGAGGUGCUGAGCCGACCACCAGCUCCCCAGGCGGGCACCUGCCCUCCCACGGCCCUGGCCGAGGGGCACUGCCUGGUCCAGCCCGAGGGGUCCCUACUGGGCCCUCCCAUUCGGACAGUGGCCGUUCCUCCUCCAGCAAAAGCACAGGUUCUCUGGGGGGCCGUGUAGCUGGGGGGCUCUUGGGCAGUGGUGCCCGGGCCUCCCCUGGCGGCAGUUCAGGUGGAGACCACUCUCCGCCCCCUCCGCCCCCACCUCCCCCUUCGGAUGAGGCCUUGCUACACUGUGUCCUGGAAGGGAAGCUUCGAGACCGAGAGGCAGAGCUACAGCAGCUGCGGGACAGUAUGGAUGAGAGUGAGGCAACCGUGUGUCAGGCAUUUGGGGCCCGGCAGCGGCACUGGCCACGAGAGCGAGAGGACUGUGCGGCCCCGGCGCAGCAGGCCACACAGCGCGUGCAGCGCGCCCAACAGCUGCUGCAACUGCAGGUGUUCCAGCUGCAGCAGGAGAAGCGCCAGCUGCAGGAUGACUUCGCACAGCUGCUGCAGGAGCGAGAGCAGCUGGAGCGCCGCUGCGCUACCUUUGAGCGGGAGCAGCGGGAGCUUGGGCCGCGGCUGGAGGAGACCAAAUGGGAGGUGUGCCAAAAGUCAGGCGAGAUCUCCCUGCUGAAGCAGCAGCUGAAGGAAUCUCAGGCAGAGCUGGUACAGAAGGGCAGUGAGCUGGUGGCGCUGCGGGUGGCCCUGCGGGAGGCCCGGGCUGCUUUGCGGGUCAGUGAAGGCCGUGCCAGGGGCCUACAGGAGGCAGCCCGGGCCCGGGAGUUGGAGCUGGAAACCUGCUCCCAGGAGCUACAGCGUUACCGCCAGGAGGCCGAUCGGCUCCGGGAGAAGGCUGGCCAUUUGGAUGCUGAAGCAGCGGGCCUCCGGGAGCCCCCUGCCACCACCGACCCAUUCCUCCUGGCAGAGAGUGACGAGGCUAAGGUGCAGCGGGCAGCAGCCGGGGCAGGGGGCAGCCUGCGGGCUCAGGUGGAGCGGCUGCGCCGGGAGCUGCAGCGGGAGCAGCGGCGAGGGGAUGAGCAGCGGGACAGCUUUGAGGGGGAGCGGCUGGCCUGGCAGGCGGAGAAAGAGCAGGUGAUCCGCUACCAGAAGCAGCUGCAGCACAACUACAUCCAGAUGUGCCGGCGGAACAGGCAGCUGGAGCAGGAACUGCAGCAGCUGAGCCUGGAGCUGGAGGCCCGAGAGCUUGCUGACUUGGGCCUGGCUGAGCCAGCCCCUUGCAUCUGUCUGGAGGAGAUCACUGCCACCGAAAUCUAGGGCAUCAUAAGGGGUUCAAGCCACGGGACCACCUGGGUCCCAGGAUCCGCUGAGUGCUCCAGGUCUCAGAGCCAAAGGGCCUCUGCCAAGCAUUCAGGUGGCCCUAUGACUUGGGGGGAGCAAGCUCAGACCCCUGAAGUUCCAUUUCGCUGUCGCUACUCUGCCAUUUCACUCCCCAGCUGCCAGUGCCACUGCCAGCCCUGUUAACCCCAGAUGUUUGCCAGCCCACUCCAGCUGGAUAGAGAAAGGGACUACCCGUCUCCACACUCUACCUGCCCGAAGCCAGAGAGAGCCAGAUGGCAUCAGCUGCUCCAGAUGUGCCUCCUGUCCUCAACAUGCCCACGUGGAGGGACAGGGCUAGGAAUGGGGUCUGACCCCCACGUCCCAGCUCUGCAAGCCUCACCUGAGCUGAGGGGGCUGAAGUCAGACCAAAGGAAGAACUCAGCAAUGUCUUGUUUAUUUGUGUUUGUGACCAAGCAGCCCUUCCUAAUUCCAGGUUUAUGGCCCUCAUUUUCACUUGUAUAUUUUUCACACUGUAAAUUUCUUGUACAAACCCAAAGAAAAAAAUUUAAAAAAAAAAAGUUUUUAAAAAAACAUGAUGGAUAAAGAACGA